AAACAAUUUCAGUAUAAUUUAACUUGAAGAAAUGAGAGUUUCCGUGUGCUUCUUCGUUAUUUUCGUUGCUUUUUGUGUAGGCAACAAGGGCAAAGCAUCCGAAACAGAAUGUCAUACAGCGUGCGAAGAUGUUAACAAACCAGUUUGUUGUACCUAUCCUGAUGGAUCUGCUGUGACUUAUGACAAUUCUUGCGAAGCUUCAGUAUACAAUUGCCAGCACGAAACUUAUUGCUUGACUAUAGAAGAGGGAGAAUGUCCUACAAAAUCAUAUGAACCACUACAAUACUCUAAAAUUGCUUGCACAAUGGAGUAUGAUCCAAUUUGCUGUUACUAUGCUGAUGGAACCAGUAGAACUUUCGGAAACACCUGCGAAGCUCCACUGACAAACUGCCAGGACAGAAUAUGUUGUACAUCAACAACGCAAGGAGAAUGCGGGAGUGCGGCCACGGCCUAAACAGUUUGCGGUCCUAAAUCCUAAAUAUCAACCUUGCAAUCAAUAAGGGCAUAGGCUCAUGCUGUUUUUUAUCAUCAUCCAAAAAUUUUAUUAUCAAAUAAAAUGUAUUAAAAUAUAGAAAACUGAAAAAAAUAACGGAGUAAAAAUUAAAAAAAAUUAAAUAAAAGUGAAAGGUAAAAAAACAAAAGAUACUAU
This is a messenger RNA of Phlebotomus papatasi, 649 nucleotides long. Its product is annotated as ovoinhibitor-like. The coding region runs from base 32 to 454 and encodes 140 amino acids. The record is from RefSeq and is a predicted model, not a curated record. The transcript has 4 exons. Lineage: Eukaryota; Metazoa; Arthropoda; Insecta; Diptera; Psychodidae.